AUGAAAUUUUAUAUUGAUGAUUUACCUGUACUAUUCCCUUAUCCCAAGAUAUAUCCAGAGCAAUAUGCUUAUAUGUGUGAUAUCAAAAAAACACUUGAUGUAGGUGGAAAUUGUAUUUUGGAAAUGCCUUCUGGUACUGGGAAAACUGUAUCCUUAUUAUCAUUAACAGUUGCCUAUCAAAUGCAUUAUCCAGAACAGAGAAAGAUUGUAUAUUGUUCUCGUACAAUGUCAGAAAUUGAAAAAGCUUUAAUAGAAUUACAUAAAUUAAUGCAAUAUAGAGCAAAUGAAUUAGGAUAUGUUGAAGAUUUUCGGGGAUUGGGUUUAUCAAGUAGAAAGAAUUUAUGUUUACAUCCCACAAUUUCACAAGAAAGAAAAGGUACAGUGGUUGAUGAGAAAUGUAGAAGAAUCACUAAUGGUCAAUUAAAGGAUAAAAUUGAAAAAGGAAUAGUCACAGAAAAUGAACAACUUACUAAUCCUGAAUCAUUUUCAUUAUGUUCAUUUCAUGAAAAUUUGAAUCAAUUAGAUCAACAUGAAUUGGUCCCAGCAGGGGUUUAUUCAUUUGAUGCGCUUAUGAAGUAUUGUAAACAAGAGGGGACUUGUCCUUAUUUCACAGUAAGAAGAAUGAUACCCUUUUGUAACAUCAUUAUUUAUUCCUAUCAUUAUUUACUUGAUCCCAAGAUUGCUGAGCGUGUUUCCCGAGAACUAUCUAAAGAUAGUAUCGUUAUAUUUGACGAAGCUCACAAUAUAGAUAAUGUUUGUAUUGAAUCUUUAUCGAUUGAUUUAACCGAAGAUACGUUGAAACGUGCUACUAGAGGAGCAAAUAGAUUAAAAGAUGCCAUUGAUGAAAUGAAAUCACAAGAUAGUGAAAAGCUACAGAAUGAAUAUGAACAGCUUGUAGAAGGAUUACGACAGGCUGAGAUUGCUCGGGAUGAAGAAUUAUUUAUGGCGAACCCUACCCUACCACAAGAUUUACUUGACGAAGCAAUCCCAGGAAAUAUCAGAAAGGGAGAACAUUUCAUUGCAUUCCUAAAGAGAUUUAUAGAAUAUUUAAAAACAAGAAUGAAAGUCCUACAUGUUAUUAGUGAGACUCCAACUAGUUUUCUUCAACAUUUAAAAGAAUUAACAUACAUAGACAGAAAACCACUUCGAUUCUGUUCAGAAAGACUUUCAUUAUUGGUGCGAACACUUGAAUUAUCCGAAAUAGAAGACUUUAAUGCAUUGAAAGAUAUUGCAUCAUUCGCUACAUUAGUAUCUACUUAUGACACGGGAUUCCAAUUGAUUUUAGAACCUUUUGAAACUGAGGGUUCCACAGUACCCAAUCCAAUUUUACAUUUCACAUGUUUAGAUGCAUCAAUUGCAAUCAAACCAGUAUUUGAACGAUUUUAUGCCGUAGUGAUUACUUCAGGUACUAUAUCUCCAUUAGAUAUGUAUCCCAAAAUGUUAAAUUUCCAAACAGUUAUACAAGAAUCUUAUGCUAUGACUUUAGCAAGAAGAUCAUUUUUACCCAUGAUUGUAACAAAAGGGUCCGAUCAAGUAUCAAUUUCAUCUAGAUUUGAGAUUCGUAAUGAUCCUUCAGUUGUUCGUAAUUAUGGGUCAUUAUUAGUUGAAUUUGCCAAAAUCACCCCUGAUGGAAUGGUUGUUUUCUUCCCAUCUUAUCUUUAUAUGGAAUCGAUUAUUUCCAUGUGGCAGAAUAUGGGAGUCUUGGAUGAAGUUUGGAAAUAUAAAUUAAUCCUUGUUGAAACUCCAGAUGCUCAAGAAACUUCAUUAGCGUUGGAAACUUAUCGAAAAGCAUGUUCAAAUGGUAGAGGAGCGGUUUUAUUAUCAGUUGCUCGUGGGAAAGUAUCUGAAGGAAUUGAUUUUGAUCAUCAUUAUGGUCGUACUGUAUUAAUGAUUGGUAUUCCUUUCCAAUAUACCGAAUCAAGAAUUUUAAAAGCCAGAUUGGAAUUUUUACGUGAUCAUUAUCAAAUUAGGGAAAAUGAUUUCUUAUCAUUCGAUGCAAUGAGACAUGCUGCUCAAUGUUUGGGAAGAGUCUUGAGAGGGAAAGAUGAUUAUGGGAUUAUGGUUUUAGCUGAUAGAAGAUUUACUAGAAAAAAGAAUCAACUUCCAAAAUGGAUUGCUCAAGCAUUAAAUGAUUCUGAUACUAAUUUAUCAACUGAUAUGGCUUUGGCUACUGCAAAAAGAUUUUUAAGAAGUUUGGCCCAACCGGCAAAUCCAAAAGAUCAAGAAGGGGUUUCAGUAUGGAAUAUUGAACAAUUAGAAGAAUAUCAAAAGAAAUUUGAAAAGAAAGAAGAAAGAAUUUCUGAAGUAAAUCCUGAUGAAGAUUUUAUGGAUAUGGAUGAUGAAGAUUUAGAUCUUUUGUAA
Messenger RNA from Hemisphaericaspora subhashii, 2361 nucleotides. It is a transcript of the gene RAD3, whose product is annotated as TFIIH/NER complex ATP-dependent 5'-3' DNA helicase subunit. Lineage: Eukaryota; Fungi; Ascomycota; Pichiomycetes; Serinales; Debaryomycetaceae. Gene Ontology annotation, cellular component: nucleus. Gene Ontology annotation, molecular function: ATP binding; DNA helicase activity; damaged DNA binding. Bases 1 to 2361 code for a protein of 786 amino acids. Gene Ontology annotation, biological process: positive regulation of mitotic recombination; transcription by RNA polymerase II; nucleotide-excision repair. The transcript has a single exon. The record is from RefSeq and is a predicted model, not a curated record.